This is a messenger RNA of Notechis scutatus (mainland tiger snake), 2481 nucleotides long. Lineage: Eukaryota; Metazoa; Chordata; Lepidosauria; Squamata; Elapidae. The record is from RefSeq and is a predicted model, not a curated record.
AUGCUCAUUUCUCCUAUUUACAAUUGCAAGCUCAGUAGACCUCUUCCAGUUGUUCACAAGUAUUAUCAGUCUGGGGACUUAAUCAUUGCUGCAAUUAUUUAUCAAGUCUUCUUUCUUUCAAAUGAGAUCACUUUCCAAAGCCUUCCUUCUCAUGAAGUACUUGAUCACCUUGGUUUUCACAUUGCUACCAAUUAUCUUGAGGAAUAUACAACUUAUCGUUUAGCAAUGGAAUUUUUAUCUGCUAAAGAUAAAUUUAUCCCCAACUACAAAUGUAAUGACCAGACCAAUAGUGUAGCUGUCAUUGGAGGACCCCAGACUAAAACCUGUCUCAACAUGGCAAUCAGCCUGUGCAACUACAAAUUUCCCCAGAUCACAUAUGGAUCGGCACCUUUGAUGAGUAAUGACCAAGCAGGAAUUUUUGUCAAAUGGAUGUUCCCUGAUGAGAUCCACCAACUUAAUGGAGUGCUACACUUACUAUUGCAUUUUGGAUGGACCUGGGUUGGGAUGAUUUCUCUGUAUGAAGAAGAUAUGGAGAGAUUUGUUCAAAAGAGUCUUUCCAUGUUUUUAGAGAGAGGAAUCUGCUUUGACUUUAUGGAACAUAUUCCCAAAAUGAUGUAUGGUAGUGAAGCUGCUGAAAUGAUGGAGGAAGCAGAUAAAUUAUAUAGAGUGAUCAUGUGGAGUACAGUCAUUGCAGUGAUCUUUAAUGCUGAAAUUACAAGCAUAGUGACAUUGAGGAUAAUGCUCUCUGUUUUAGAUUCUGAUGAUAUUCCAACGGAAAGAAAAGCCAAAGUUUGGGUCAUGACAGCUCAAAUGGAAUUCACCUCUAUUCUAAUGCAAAGACCGUUGCCUAUUGAUUUUCUCCAUGGUGCAAUUUCCUUUGCGCUUCACUCAAAGAAGCUGACAGGAUUUCAACAAUUUAUGCAGAAGAAAAACCCAAACCUAGAAAAAGAUGAUGGAUUUAUUAGGGAUUUCUGGAAAGAUGCAUUUGAAUGCUCAUUUUCCAGUGAUAUUACAGAUGAGAAUGCUGAAAGGAUCUGCACUGGAGAAGAAAAGCUGGAGACUCUUCCUAAUUCUGUCUUUGAGACCACAAUGGGUGGACAUAGUUACAGCAUCUACAAUGCAGUCUAUGCUGUGGCACAUGCUCUGAGGGACUUGUAUGCCUCCAAACUCAAGGACAGUCGGAAAAUUGAUAAGAAGAGCUGGAAGUACUUCCUUCAGUCUCCAUGGCAGCUCCAUCAUUUUCUGCAUCAAGUCUCUUUUAACAACAGUGCUGGAGAACACGUUUCUUUUGGCCCCAAUGGAGAAUUGGAAACUGGGUUUGAUGUUUUCAAUUGGGUCACAUUUCCUAACAAGUCCUUUCUGAAAGUGCAAAUUGGAAAGAUCAACCCCCUGGCUCCCCCAGAAAAGCUCCUUACCAUUUCUGCCAAGAAUGCUGUUUGGCCCUUCAUAUUUAACCAGACAUUGCCUCUUUCCAUCUGUAAUGAGAAAUGUCCUUUUGGCUACAGCAAGGUAAAAAUAGAAGGAAAAUUAUCCUGCUGCUAUGACUGUAGACAGUGUCCAGAAGGGAAGAUAGCUGACCAAAUGGACUUAGAUGAUUGUUUCCCAUGUCAAGAGGAUCAACAUCCAAACAAGGGUCGAGAUAAUUGUCUUCCAAAAACUGUAACUUAUUUGACUUUCCAAGAGCCGUUGGGUAUUUCUUUGGUAAUGAUUGCAGUCUCCUUUUCUGUUGUCUCAGCUGCGGUACUAGGAAUCUUCAUUAAACACCAGGACACUCCCAUUGUCAAAGCCAACAACAAGAACCUCACCUACAUUCUUCUCGUUGCUCUCCUGCUCUCCUCCCUUUGCACUCUGCUCUUCAUUGGGCAACCUGGUUUAGUGAAAUGUCUCUUGCAACAAACUACGUUUGGUAUCACUUUCUCUAUAGCUCUUUCUUGUAUUUUGGGUAAAACAACCAUAGUAGUUCUUGCUUUCAUGGCCACAAAGCCAGGCUCCAAAAUGAGGAAAUGGGUGGGGAGAAGGAUGGCCAACAUUAUUGUCCUAUCUGUCUUCAUGGCUCAGUUCACCAUCUGUGUAGUGUGGUUGGCAAUGUCUCCCCCAUUUCCAGAUUCAGACAUGCAGUCCAUGGUUGAAGAAAUUGUCCUGGAAUGUAAUGAAGGUUCAACUGCAAUGUUUUAUACUGUCCUUGGCUUUAUGGGGCUCUUGACCGCUGUCACCUUCACUGUGGCCUUUUUGGCUAGGAAUUUACCUGACAGUUUCAAUGAAGCCAAAUUCAUCACCUUCAGCAUGUUGGUCUUUUGCAGUGUGUGGGUAUCAUUUGUUCCAACCUAUUUGAGUACCAAGGGGAAAUAUGUGGUUGCUGUUGAGAUCUUCUCCAUUUUGGCUUCAGCAGCUGGAUUACUGGGCUGCAUCUUUUCUCCUAAGUGCUAUAUCAUUAUUCUGAGACCUGAUUUGAAUAAGAAGGAGCAACUAAUAAAAAAAUAA